AUGGUUCUAAUCUAUGUUAAAUCCGGGAAAUGGGUGUCUGAUUUCAGUGAAGAGUGGAGUUUCGUGGUAGAGAAAGCAAGGGGUGGUCGAAUGGUAACAUUAGAAACUACUACUCCAUUGGUGGUGGUCAAGAGGAUCGUGUGUGAGGAUUAUGGGUUGGACCAUAUUGCUGUUAAUGCCGAGUUCAGUUACUCGAUAGUGAAUCAAAGAGGGAAUCCUCCAAUUUUUAUCACCAAUGAUCGCCAAUCAUCUAAUUUUGUGGCUUAUGCGAAGAGGGAUUCAUCUACUACCUUGUGCGUCACGUUCUCUGGUUCUGGCCCGUCAAAGGAGUCUUGUGGUAGAAAGAAGGAUCAUGUCGCCGCUGAUGGUUGCCGUGAUGCUGGUUUAAGGAGUCAAAAAAUUGGAGAUUCUCAAAAUAAUGGAGAUACUGAAAAGUCUGGUCGAGAGUGGAGAGGAGAUUUUGUGAAGAAGAAUCAACUUUUCAAGAGUAAAGAGGUUCUGAAGGCAACAAUGGAAAUUUUGGCGAUGAAGAAUAAUUUCGAUUACACUGUUAUCAAAUCCACGAGAAAAUGGUGGUAUUGCCGAUGUAAGGAUGCAUUAUGCAAUUGGAGUGUGCGUGCAGAAGGUCUGGACGGGUCUGCAUAUUUCAUGAUCAACCGGUGUGAGGAACGACAUUCAUGUGCACCUUCAAAGAAAAGCAAUUUCGGAAAAACAACAUCGGCAAGAACAAUUGGGAGACUAAUACAACAUCGAUACGGUGAUGCCAACGAUGGCCCAAAACCAAAUGACAUCAUUGACUUUAUGAGAUUGGACCAUAGUUGUGAGAUUACUUAUGGGCACGCUUGGGAAGCUCGGGAGUUUGCUAUUGCAGCUGCUAGAGGUAUACCAGAUCGCAGUUAUGCUAAAAUACCAUCGUAUUUGCAUAUGCUUAAAGAAGCUAAUCCUGGUACGCAUACUCACUAUGAAAUUAAUGACAAGGGGAGAUUCAUGUAUCUAUUUAUGGCAUUUGGGCAAUCAGUUAGAGGAUACUACAAUGCAAUGCGAAGGGUGAUUGUUGUUGAUGGAACUUUUCUGAAAAAUAAAUACAGAGGAGUUCUACUUGUUGCUACUGCUGUAGAUGGUAACUCUAACUUGUAUUCGAUUGCAUUUGGAGUUGUUGAUUCAGAGAAUGAUGAUUCAUGGGGUUGGUUCUUCAGGCAGUUGAAAGUGGUUAUUGCUGACUGUCAAGACUUGGCUUUUGUCUCAGAUAGAAAUUCAUCUAUUGCUAAUGCGAUUGGGACUGUCUACCCGCGAUCAGCACAUGGAAUAUGCAUUCAUCACUUGUUGACCAAUGUGGUUGCAUUUUUCAAGACAAAAGGGUUCACUGCCUUGGUUGAAAAGGCUUCACGGGCAUAUAGGUUCACUGAAUUUGAGGAACAUAUGACCCAAAUUUUUGAUAUGAGUCCUGAGCUUGGAAGAUAUCUACAGGAGGCUGAUGUGCGCAAAUGGGCUCGUUCUCUGUUCCCUGGAUCCAGGUACGACAUUAGGACCACAAACCCUGCAGAGUCAAUAAAUUCAGUCUUGAGAGUACCUAGAGAAUAUCCGGUUAUUCCUUUGCUAGAUAGUAUAAGAGAACUGUUGACUCGAUGGUUCUAUGAGCGUCGCCUGGUAAGCUCUAAGCAUCUUGAUCCUUUAACUCGAUGGUCAUCUUCAUUUGGGGUCUGA
Messenger RNA from Raphanus sativus (radish), 1704 nucleotides. RefSeq lists its product as uncharacterized. The transcript has 2 exons. The coding region runs from base 1 to 1704 and encodes 567 amino acids. Lineage: Eukaryota; Viridiplantae; Streptophyta; Magnoliopsida; Brassicales; Brassicaceae. The record is from RefSeq and is a predicted model, not a curated record.